Aphanomyces astaci is the source of this 655-nucleotide messenger RNA. RefSeq lists its product as hypothetical. The record is from RefSeq and is a predicted model, not a curated record. The annotation marks the transcript as partial. NCBI's taxonomy places the organism in Eukaryota, Oomycota, Saprolegniomycetes, Saprolegniales, Verrucalvaceae. The transcript has a single exon.
AUGACUUCCGAGUCACGACGAAGUCGAUCCACGUCUGGACAACGCAAAGCCAUUUCAUUGAGGUUUAAAGUGAAAGUGAUACAAACUUACGAAGCUGCAACGGGUGCUGAGAAGACCUUCUAUUGCAUUGGGAAGGAAUUUGGCGUCCAAACUGGCCAAGUGUCUCGGUGGGUCAAGGCCAAGGACAAAAUCACCGCCAGGGCAGUGUUCAAUCCGUCUGCAUUGACCGUCAAUGCUGGCCGCCCAGUGACCAAUCCAGCAGUCGAAGCCGAAGUCCUUGAGUACUUCAACACUCUUCAGCAAGACGACAUCGCCAUCAGUACGAACAUGCUCAUCAUUUACGCCCUCAGUGUGGACUCGGAUUUUCAUGGCGGACAACCAAAUGCGUUGAAGAAGUGGGUCUAUAUGUUCCUGCAACGACAUAACUUGGUCAUUCGCCGCCCAACCCGCCGGGCUCAAAAGCGAUCGGGCCAUUUGACGGCGAUUAUGGAAGAUUUUGGAACGACCUUAGUCGCACGCUUCGCGCCGUUUGGAACGUUGGUGAACGUAGCAGGGCGAUGUUUUGUAAACAUGGACGAAACACCUCUCCCUCUGGAGCCAGAGGUCAAGACAACGAUCGCAACAAAGGGUUCAAGAACGGUGUCUGCACGCAAGU